ACGGCUCCCGUGGCGGUCCCCCGAUGACGUCACGGUCGCCAUGACAACGCGCGCCCUCCCGAGGCGUGACAGCGACGAGAGGGCGGUGACGUCACCGGGAAGCUGAGCCGUUCUCUCAGCUGGGAGCUGGCGCGGAGGGACCGCAGCUCAACACGAACCACAAGGGAGACAUGUACAGCUCCGUCUGAGGCAUCGUCUGCUCCUGCUAUUUCUUCUUGAACAGACCUUUAAGUUUCUUAGUUUUUUUUCAUCCAUGUCAGUUCUCGCUCAGCAUUAGCAGCAGGACUGCCUAGACAGAACACUGUCAGAUUUUUGCGCUGUGGGAAAGAAGUGACUUCACAUUUUGUCUUGCACUGUCUAUCCUAUCUACGUGCGGACGCCUUGGGGAGUCCUCUACAAGUCUUACUGACAAGCUGAUAACACUUUCAGCACCAAGGACGGACACAGAAUUUCUCUCCAUGUCAGACUGUUAGCUUCGUGACUACAUCACACUGGUAAGGGCAUUGUCCAUUUUGCAUGUGUGUUCGGUAGAUCUGAUUGCCUCCACGUCUAGGCGUCAAACCUACAUCAGUUCUGACUGUGGACUGUUGUUGACUGCGUCCAUCGUUUCCAGCGCCCAACAGGCCUCCAGCCGUGCCGGUAUCAUCGUUAUCAUCACACAAACAGCUUAGACCGAGGAGACUUGUUGGCACAACCCGACCAAGCCUGAGACUUGACAGAGAGAACUGAAGCUUAGCGCAACAACACCUCAACACGCAUCGCUUAUAGCUACGCCUCUAGCCGUGCUGUUGUUAUCUCUGUCAUCUUAAAAAACAACAGAGUACACCGAGAAAACCAGGCUUGUUGUGACCAAGCCUGAAACCUUUCAGAGAGAACGAAGCUUGAUGCAACAACACCUUAGCACGCAUCACUUAGUUACUAAUCCAGCCGUGAAGUUGUCAUCUCUGUCAUCGCUGUCAACAAGACUUUAGCACGCAUCACGGAGCUGCCUUCCCAUCUGUGACAGUACCAUCGCUGACAUCCCAAUAACAGCGUACACCGAGGAGGACACGCUUGGUGACAUUUGCACGGUCAACAGAAGGAAGACCUUAAAUGACCCUCUUGGACAAGAAAUGCUUCUGUGAAAAAGAGAAGAUCUACGCUUGAUCAAUUCCGAGCUUUGAAUGUGUUCAAACUCCGGUGUAUCAAAGAACACCAUGGUUCGGUCGCCAAUGUAUGGUUGAACGGUACGACACUCCUGCCCAUCUCUGGCCUCGGAAACUACACUUGGGCUCCGACCGACGAGGUACCAACCUUCGAAAUCACCAACAUGGCGAUCUCUACAGAAGUCCCCAGCACCAUGAGUGUGGCACCAACGAGUGACAACACCACCACAAGCGUUGAUGUUGUCUUCCCCGCGCUAGGCAUGGAUCGUUCCUCGGCACAGAUCGUCAUAGAAACGGUAACGCUGGUGCUGCUGUGGGUGGCCUCCGUGCUUGGUAACGUGCUCGUGUGUAUAGUCGUGUACCGAAGCCGCCGGCUGCAGUCCACCACCAACUACUUCGUGGUGUCUCUGGCGUGCAGCGAUCUCCUGGUCGCCUUCCUGUGCAUGCCUUUCGUGCUGGGACGCGUGGUGUCCAACCGCUGGGUGUUCGGCGGGCCGAUGUGCAGCUUCGUCCGGUUUGUCCAGUUCACCUGCCCUGGAGCGACCGUGUACGUGCUCCUGUCCAUCGCCAUAGACCGGUUCUACACCAUCAUCUACCCGCUCAGCUUCAAGGUCUCUCGGACGAAGGCGAAGCAGAUGAUCGUGCUGGCUUGGCUCUUCUCCGCGCUUCUGGCGUCGCCGUGUUUCUACUUCUUCCAGACGGAGGCCGUGGUGGACAAGACGCUCUGCCCGACCUACUACCCUGGGGACUGGCGGGGAGCGCUGUACGUAACGGCUGUGUUCUGUGUGGACUACCUGGUGCCCAUCGCCCUGAUCAUCCUGCUCUACACGCGGGUCGUCAAACACAUCUGGACCAUCGGGGUCGGGGGAAGGAAGCUGCAGCGGACCAAGAACACCGUUCCCGCCACAAAGGUGAAGACCAUCAAGAUGCUGCUUGUGGUGAACGCCGUGUACCUGAUCACGUGGUCGCCCUUCUUCCUGCUGCACCUGGGUCACGUGAUCUCCUCGGCGGUCCGCAGCAGUGCGCACGCGCGGGUGGAUGACGCGGACCCCACGUGGUUCGUUGCUAUGGUUUGGAUCGGCUUCUCCUCCUCCGUCUCCAACCCGCUCAUCUACUGGGUCUGCAACCCGAACUUCCGCAGGGGAUGCCGGGAGAUAUUCUGCAUGUCGAACAUGAAAUGCUACCGGAGCAACACUUACGCCAUCACCUACACCACGCCGUUCGGCAAGAGGAAUCACGUGGGCUUCGCCCUGGAUUCGAACGUUACCGGGGCAACGGCCGGGCGUGGGGCGGCGGCCGGCAACGCCGCCGAGUCUGCGCAGCCGCAGAACGGUCACGUGACCGCCUCGUUCGAUAGAGAGGCUAAGCGGGAGAAGAAGAUCGCCUGGCCGCUGGUGUCGAACGGCGCCAAUACUUACUUGUGAGAUAUUCCAUGAAUACACGAAUCAAAGACAUACUACUUAGUAUUUGAUUGAAAAGUUUAUGACGGUCAAAAGAAAACCUGUUUUUCUGUCCGCUCGCCUUCGAUGAUGAUCUAUCAAAUGGCGCCAAUACUUACUUGUGAAUGAUGCCAUAUCCAUAAUGUUGCAUCUAAGAAAGACUUUUACAUUGAAAAGUUUAAGACGGUUAAAAGAAAACCUGUUUUUCUGUUCGCUCGCCUUCGAUGAUGAUUUGUCAGCUCAGAGUAUGUUCUAACUGAUCUUUCAAAUGCAGAGCCAAGACUUACUUGUGAAGGAUGCCAUAUCCAUAAUGUUGCAUAAUAUUAUAAGAAAGACGGUCAAACGAACACCUGUUUCGAUGAUAAACUGUCAGCUCAGAAUAUGUUCUAACUGCUCUUUCAAAUGCUUAUGUUAUACUUACUUGUAAAACUUAGUUAAUACUUACUUGUAAAACAUUCCAUAAUUUAUUCAAUGAAAGACUUUCACAUUGAAAAGUUUAAGGCAAUGGAAAGGAAAAAAUCUAUUCUUUUUUUCCAUCCGCUUGCUUUUGAUGAUGAUCUGUGAGAUCAGAAUAUGUUCCAACUAUUUUUAAUUCGAUUGCAGGGAAGCUUUGACCAUUCUAAAAAUAGCCAAACGUCUUUGCGAUCAACAAAAUGUUUGCUUUCGCUUGACGCAAUAUCUGACGUCACCCGUGAAAAGGUAUCAUUUUCUUUUGGGACUUGAAGACAUUCCUUUCAUGUUGGCCAACCAGACAAUUACGUCAUCUAAAAGUAGCGAAAAAUGUAAUUUUCUGUAAUAUUGAAAAGCUGGCCUUUUGGUUUAUUCACUUGGUUUUAGGGAAUGUCGUGCCACAAUCAUUAUUUAACCCAUUCCAACCAAAAUGUUGUUUGGAAUCAAACCUGAGCUCGUACAAGAAACUAUUUUGUGUGUGACCGAAAUGCGGACACGAGAAAAUAUGCCAUGGAACAACACCAACAAAAGUGUUGAUAUGUGCUUUAAAGGACAACGUGCUUUGUAGAAAAUGUACCACAGACAUUUUGUACGGAGUAUUUAGGAUAUAUUGUCCAUGCGAAGAGUCAGAGAUGUAUUGUUAUAUGCCCGUAUACAUAUCUAUAUCGUCAGGAAGAUUUCUUGUUGAUGUGUCAAGUGGGGUGCGAAAGCUAUUUGUCAAACUGUGGAAAUCAUCUUGAAGUUUUUAACUGUACACUGUUGUUGCCAAAGUUGCCAUCGUGAGUCUAAGUAAACUAUUGUGUAUAUUGUAAUACACAAGCUGCAUUUUGAUGUACGAAAAGAGGUAAAAAAAGGUAUCGUUGUAUAUUUUGACAAAAAUCGUAAAUAUGACUUCUGCAGUCACAGUGGUCGAUUUUAUACGUGUAGCUUCUGAUAUGAAUCUAGAAGUUCCGUUUUGUACGUUUGUAGAAGCUAUGGAAACUACGUAUGUAGAAUUAUCCUGAGUGCGACUCGUUUGAUACGUUUAUAAUAGCGCGUGACGUCAUAGAACGUGACGUCAUAAACAUUGGUGGUGUAGAUCCAAUAUGGCCGCCAGUCAUGAUCAUUUGGAACGAACAACU
This is a messenger RNA of Branchiostoma belcheri (Belcher's lancelet), 4155 nucleotides long. RefSeq names its product probable G-protein coupled receptor 19. Gene Ontology annotation, molecular function: G protein-coupled receptor activity; peptide binding. The transcript has 6 exons. NCBI's taxonomy places the organism in Eukaryota, Metazoa, Chordata, Leptocardii, Amphioxiformes, Branchiostomatidae. Gene Ontology annotation, cellular component: membrane. Gene Ontology annotation, biological process: G protein-coupled receptor signaling pathway. The record is from RefSeq and is a predicted model, not a curated record. The coding region runs from base 1310 to 2569 and encodes 419 amino acids.